Messenger RNA from Aspergillus heteromorphus CBS 117.55, 3159 nucleotides. RefSeq lists its product as uncharacterized. The transcript is spliced from 6 exons. Gene Ontology annotation, molecular function: potassium ion transmembrane transporter activity. The record is from RefSeq and is a predicted model, not a curated record. The coding region runs from base 1 to 3159 and encodes 1052 amino acids. Gene Ontology annotation, cellular component: plasma membrane. NCBI's taxonomy places the organism in Eukaryota, Fungi, Ascomycota, Eurotiomycetes, Eurotiales, Aspergillaceae. Gene Ontology annotation, biological process: potassium ion transmembrane transport.
AUGCCCUGCUGCGGCGGAGAUAGGGAGAAAGGGCCCGUCGCGUUGGAAGAACAAUGGGAUUAUAUUAAUCUCGACGACUUCAAAUCCGAGUCCUGCUUCGCUCCGUUCUCUUACUUCCUGGUCUAUGUCUUCCUGAUUAUCUCCGUGGCCGUCUAUGGCGUCGACACGUUCACGGCCGUCAACCUGCUCAUCUAUGCCCGAUGGGAGGGUCAGAUUGAGCCUGCGAUCCCUUUUUCAAUCUCGCGAUGGAUCUUUGCCGUCUGUAUCAUCAUCUCCUUCGCGCUUCUAUUCUACCGCUGGCUGCGCGCCAUUCGGGCCAUGCGCUCCGGCAGCAUCGCGAAAAGCUACCUCGAUUCCCUUGCGGUGCGCAUCCAAAGUAUUCGCAUGGGCAGCCGCGGCCGCGGAUGGAGACGGUUUCUGGUCUUUGCGGAGUUGACGAAGAGUAAAAAAGGCGCUGAGUAUAUCGCGCUCUUUGCGUACUUUUCGUUUGAAUCCUGGAUGAGCAUCAUCUUUGCCGACGGACCGCGACAGGUUGUCAACGCCAUCACCCUGUACUCCGUGAUGCAGUUGGACCUACUUCCGGGUGGAAAGGAUACCACCGACACCAGCGGAUCAGGCGUGUCACAGUUCUUUAACAAUUUGAAAAUCCUGGCCGAAGACAACACCGAGCGAGUCGUGGUCCUAGCCGGCAUGCUGUUCACGCUGGUCAUCUGGGUCUUGUCCAUGCUGAAGCUGUUCCUGGCGGUCGUGUUGUACCUGAUCUUCCUGUUCCACCACAUCCCCUCAGAGGAUGGCUCGUUGAAGGCAUACUGCAAGCGCAAGAUCAAUACGCGACUCACUCGAAUUGUCCGGAAGAAGGUCAACAAGGCCCUGUUCAAGGGUGUGGCUCUACAAGACCGAAAGCCCACCAAUCCGAACUUUGGCCUGGACAAAAGACCAACCCUGCCUGCCUUGGGCGCCAUGGACGAUGACAAGACACCGGUUGUCACGACCAUCUCGCGCAGCACAACACAAACUACACUGCCUGCGUACUCAUCCCGCCCUGGCACCGCCGCUCGCGACAAUAAGCCUACUCUGCCGGAUGUCGCGGCGUUCAAUGACAAGCCUCCUCCGCUGAGCCGGACCAUGACCGAGUCCUCGGCAUACGACGAUGCAGCUUCGAUAUCCGGCAGCACUGCAGUGUCGGCCUUCAGCCCAUUAGACCGGUACGGUACCCCAGCGCCACCAGUCCCCCCUCUUCCCAGCCAAGGGCCUGCCCCGAUGCCACGCUCGCAGACCCCGAGGAUGCGUCCGAAUUACAACCAACCUCCAGAUGGAUACAAUGGUCCAAUGGAUCGAGCAUCGCCGGCUCCAUCCAUGCCACGCACCCAGACACCAAUGUCGCGCUCCGAAUUUACCCCCACACCUGGUCCAGUACCGCGCUUGCAAACCCCGGUGUCGCGACAAGGAUUCACCCCAGCUCCUGCUGCUGCAUUCAGUCCUAACUUCGCAACGGCCCCGGGAUACGGUCCGGUCGAUCGCGCAUCUCCCGCACCCCAAGUACCGCACGUUCAAACCCCCAUGUCCUACACACCAGCUCCAGGAUACGGCCCAGUCGAUCGCGCGUCGCCCGCACCCCAAGCACCGCGCACUCAGACUCCAAUGACUCGUUCAAACUACACGCCCGCGCUAGGAUACGGGCCGGAUCGUGCGACUCCAGUAUCAUAUGCCACGCCGUUCCGUCCUUAUAGUCCGGCUGUUGAUCCAAAUUCGCAGGGCCUUGCUUCGGGAACUCCUUUCCGCCCUUACAGUCCGGCUGUUGGUCCUAACUCACGCGCUUUGAAUCAUGGAUUGGACUUCAACCAGGGCGUUGAUCGGACCCUUUCCCCCAGCCAGUCGGCUGGCCUGCCUUACCCUGUUGAACCGGAUGAAUAUCACUCGGCCAGUACCGGCGCCAUGCGUUCUCCACUAGCUGCUGUCCCCGCCUCUAGCAGUAUGGAGAGGACCUUGUCACCGCUUGGUUCGGGCGAUUCAGGUGGCUAUGUCGCUUUCAGCCCUGCGGUCGGAAGCUCAUCCAUGCCGUUCGCCGAGUCUGCCCCGAGAGAGGAACACGCUGAAUACAACGGACGGGUCGAGUCUGUCGCUUCUGAUAUGGAAUCUCCUUUUACUCAUGAGACAACUGCUGAAACCGGCUACCAUGCAUUCGACCCGUCGGCUUUGUCCGCUGAGUUCGGACAUGAUCAUGACCAUUCUCACCUUGAUCUGAUAGAUGAUUACGCUGCAAGACAGUCGUAUCUGUCUCUUGGGCCGUCUCAGGCGGAAAAUGGUUACCUUGCCGUCAACCCGCCGUCCACGUCCCCAUUUUCUGCUGAGUUUGGUCAUGAAUCACCAUCGCAUGAGCAUGACCACGAGCACGAGGAGGAGUCUCAUGUCGAUCCCACUGAAGAUUUCACGGCUAGGAAUUCUGUCAUCUCACAUGGAUCCGAACAUCACGACGGAUCCAACUCAUCGGAUGAUGAACCAUCAACCGACCCUCAUUCUAUUCAAUCAGCAACCGAACCUCGAUCUCAUGAACCAUCAAUCGAACCUCACGAUGAACAAUAUGCCAUCGACUCCGCAGAUACCUCAACCAACCCCUUCUCAGACAUCACUCACGAAGCUUCCAACGACGCCUAUAUUGCACCCACCCCCUCAAACGGGACAUCCACGGAGUCCGCCAUCUUGCCAUCAACUGAACCCGAUCACCACGACUCGGAACAACCAGACCCAACAAGACCACUCUCACUCUCUCUCCACCCCAUCUCGCCAGCCGAGACAAACACCAGCUACAUCGCCUUCAACCCUUUCAUCAGAUCGCCUGUAUCUCCACCUGCAGAGCAAGAGCAAGAACAUGAAUCGCCUGCCACUCCAGCAGAAGAUCCCUUCUCCAGCCCCGCCGACGCGGAAGACACUCCACAACCACAACCACCCACAUCUACAUCUACAUCUACACCUACAAGCUACAUAGCAUUCACUCCUUCGGCUGUCUCACCCGCUACACCCACCGCGGCGUCGCACGACCAACUGCAACAACCCAGCGAGACGCAAUCCCCGGCUCAGAGCUCCUCUCCCCAGGCGAGAACCUUCUCGCCCGUGCAGCCGUAUCGUCCGGAUCAUGGCUAUGACUAUGGGCAGUUCUAA